This is a messenger RNA of Papaver somniferum (opium poppy), 1089 nucleotides long. RefSeq names its product UBP1-associated protein 2A-like. The record is from RefSeq and is a predicted model, not a curated record. Bases 1 to 1089 code for a protein of 362 amino acids. The transcript has a single exon. Lineage: Eukaryota; Viridiplantae; Streptophyta; Magnoliopsida; Ranunculales; Papaveraceae. Gene Ontology annotation, molecular function: RNA binding.
AUGGCCAACAUACAAAGGGUUGUUGAGGAUGAAGUAGAUACAGAACCAGAAAUGGAUUCAGAACUAGAUGAUGCACAAGUAGAAGAAGAAACAGAGGAGGGAGAGGAAAAAGAAACAGAGGAGGGGGAAGAAGAAGAUAUAACAAAACUUCUUGAACCAUUCAGUAAAGAACAGCUGGUUGGUAUAAUUCUUUCAGUGUCGACACAAAACAGAGAAAUCAUUCAAGAAAUUCGUAGAAGAGCUGAUCAAGAUCCAUCUCAUUGUACGUUGUUUGUUCAUGGAUUAGAUUGGGAAACAACAGCAGAUCAACUCAACGGGAUUUUCUCAACUUAUGGUGAUAUCAUGCAAUGUAGAAUUGUUGCUGAUAGAAACACAGGGAAAUCUAAAGGGUAUGGUUUUAUACUAUACAAGCAUCGAAAAUCUGUUUUGAAAGCUUUGAAAGAGCCUUCAAAAAAGAUCGGUAAUCGAACGGCGAUUUGCCGCUUAGCUACAAAUCAACAACAGCAGAGGAAAAUAUUUGUAGGUAAUGUAGAUUCUCAGAUUUCGAUUAUGAGACUACACUCGUUUUUUUCCAAGUAUGGGGAAAUCGAAGAAGGUCCUUUGGGGUCUGAUAUGAAUACCGGGAGAUUUAAAGGGUUUGCGUUGUUUAUAUAUAAAACUGUUGAUGGAGCAAGAAGGGCUUUGGAAGAACCAAUUAAGCGGCUUGAUGGAUGUAUAUUGUAUUGUCAAAUGGCUACUGAUCAAAGGCAAAAAAUUGGUUCUGCUGGAGGUGGUGGUUUUAGUCCAUAUGCUGGUGUUAAUGCUCAAAAUGGGGUUGCACAGCCUUAUGGUCAGGGGAUUAAUCUCGGUGCUGCUGCUCAACCGUAUGGCCAAGGGAUUCUCGGUGGUGCUGCGCAGCAUUACGGUCAGGGGAUUCUCAGUGGUGUUGACCGACCUUAUGGUCAGGGAAUUCUCCGCGGAGGUGUGCAACUUUACGGUCAGGGGAUUCUCGGUGGUGCAGCGCAACCUUAUGGCCAAGGAACUCAAAAUGUUGAAGCUCUGUUAGCUGCCUCUGGGGAUGGUCCUGCUAAGAGACGUGGUUCAGGUUAA